Messenger RNA from Magnolia sinica, 1809 nucleotides. RefSeq names its product inositol-3-phosphate synthase. Gene Ontology annotation, molecular function: inositol-3-phosphate synthase activity. Bases 120 to 1652 code for a protein of 510 amino acids. Gene Ontology annotation, biological process: phospholipid biosynthetic process; inositol biosynthetic process. The record is from RefSeq and is a predicted model, not a curated record. Lineage: Eukaryota; Viridiplantae; Streptophyta; Magnoliopsida; Magnoliales; Magnoliaceae. Gene Ontology annotation, cellular component: cytoplasm. The transcript is spliced from 10 exons.
UACGGAGCAGAGAGGAGGAGAGUCAGGGAGAACGGAAAGGAAGAAGAGAAGUCUUCUCUUUUUCCGGUGCAAACGCCUCUUUCCAUAGCUUUGCAAUACAUCUCAUUUCGAGAGAGAAAAUGUUCAUAGAGAACUUUAAGGUCGAGAGCCCAAACGUGAGAUAUGGAGAUCAUGAGAUCGAAUCUCUUUACAGCUACGAAACGACGGAGCUGGUUCAUGAGAAUAGGAACGGCACCUAUCAAUGGAUCGUCAAGCCAAAGACCGUCAAAUACGAGUUCAAGACCGACAUUCGUGUUCCCAAACUAGGGGUAAUGCUUGUAGGAUGGGGUGGAAACAACGGUUCGACUCUUACUGCGGGAGUUAUUGCGAAUCGGGAAGGAAUCUCGUGGGCAACCAAAGAUAAAGUGCAACAAGCAAAUUACUUCGGGUCGCUCACCCAAGCUUCUACCAUCAGAGUUGGAUCUUUUAAUGGGGAGGAAAUAUAUGCUCCUUUCAAGAGCUUGCUUCCUAUGGUGAACCCAGAUGAUAUUAUAUUUGGGGGUUGGGACAUAAGCGAUAUGAACUUGGCUGAUGCCAUGGCCAGGGCUAAGGUCCUAGACAUUGAUUUGCAAAAGCAGCUGAGGCCAUACAUGGAAUCCAUGGUCCCCUUGCCUGGAAUCUAUGAUCCUGAUUUCAUUGCCGCAAAUCAAGGUUCUCGAGCUAACAAUGUGAUCAAAGGUACUAAGAAGGAACAAGUUCAGCAAAUCAUAAAAGAUAUAAGGGACUUCCAAGCUGCCACCAAGGUGGAUAAGGUGGUGGUUCUGUGGACAGCUAACACAGAAAGAUACAGUGAUGUAGUUGUUGGGUUGAACGAUACCACGGAAAAUCUCUUGACUUCUUUGGACAGGAAUGAAGCAGAAAUAUCUCCAUCGACGUUGUUUGCUUUAGCAUGUGUACAAGAGAAUGUUCCUUUCAUCAACGGAAGCCCACAAAACACCUUUGUUCCAGGUCUGAUCGAUUUGGCUAUACAGAGGAACAGUUUAAUUGGCGGAGACGAUUUUAAGAGUGGGCAGACCAAAAUGAAAUCGGUGUUGGUAGAUUUCCUGGUUGGUGCUGGAAUUAAGCCCACUUCUAUUGUCAGCUACAACCAUCUCGGAAACAACGACGGCAUGAAUCUCUCAGCUCCCCAGACAUUCCGCUCAAAAGAGAUCUCCAAGAGCAAUGUGGUGGAUGACAUGGUCUCUAGCAAUGGCAUUCUGUAUGAGCCUGGGGAGCACCCCGACCACGUUAUUGUCAUCAAGUACGUGCCUUAUGUUGGCGAUAGCAAGAGGGCCAUGGAUGAGUACACAUCGGAGAUCUUCAUGGGCGGCAAGAGCACCAUCGUCCUGCACAAUACGUGCGAGGACUCACUGCUGGCUGCUCCUAUCAUCUUAGACCUGGUCCUGCUCGCAGAACUCAGCACAAGGAUCCAGCUCAGAGCUGAAGGGGAGGGGAAGUUCCACCCCUUCCAUCCGGUGGCUACAAUUCUGAGUUACCUCACCAAGGCCCCACUGGUACCACCAGGCACGCCAGUGGUGAAUGCUCUUUCCAAACAAAGGGCGAUGCUGGAGAACAUACUCAGGGCUUGCAUUGGCCUCGCUGCUGAAAAUAACAUGAUCUUGGAGUAUAAAUGAAACCCGACCGUGAAUGCAAUGUACUGCCGUCUUUCACAUGCAUGUUUCUGUUUUCUGUUUUCUGCCUUGGGAUUGAGUGUUGCGCAUCUACUGCACAUUGUAAACUGUUAAAUGUGAAAUUCGGUGAAGCAAUAUGAUCUAUUGGUUUGCAACCAAA